Messenger RNA from Penaeus indicus, 304 nucleotides. RefSeq names its product dipeptidase 1-like. Gene Ontology annotation, molecular function: metallodipeptidase activity. The transcript is spliced from 3 exons. Lineage: Eukaryota; Metazoa; Arthropoda; Malacostraca; Decapoda; Penaeidae. The record is from RefSeq and is a predicted model, not a curated record. Bases 1 to 270 code for a protein of 89 amino acids. Gene Ontology annotation, biological process: proteolysis.
AUGAAACAGCAGAUGACUCCCGAGGGCCUGGAAGACGUGUCCAAGUAUCCCGAGCUGUUCGCCGAGCUCCUCCAGGACCCGUCGUGGUCGCUGCAGGAUCUCAAGAAGCUCGCUGGACUCAACUUCCUUCGGGUCUUCGGGAAAGUAGAGGAGGUAAGCCAGCACCUGUCGGAGGAGAAGCCGUCGGAGGAGAUCAUCCCCAUCCACGACAUCGACGCCAAGUGGCCGUGCAGGUACAAGUUCGCCAGCCUCGACAACGCCCUCAUCUGACCUCAUGUGACCUUAUUCGAAGACGCGGCUUAGG